CCCAAUCCGAAUUAUUCACCAAAAGCAGGCGGAGACGGCAAGACGUCGCAAGGAGAAUUCGCAAAUAAGUCCCAGAAGAAACGCUAAUUUGUGCGAAUUUGUCAACUGAGGAGCCCAAGGAAUCUUCCAGCUGCAUAAUGGACUACAAACCCGUGCCCACGGUUAAGGACGCAGCUCCCUUCGACGCCUCCCAGGAUGCUCAGGUGCUGCGGGCGGCGAUGAAGGGAUUCGGCACCGACGAGCAGGAGAUCAUCGACGUUCUCGUCGGCAGGAGCAACCAGCAGAGGCAGACGAUCAAGGCGGUUUACGAGGCGGAGUUUGAGCGCGAUCUGGUGGACGAUCUGAAGGAUGAGCUGGGGGGCAAAUUCGAGGACGUGAUCGUGGGACUGAUGAUGCCUCCGGUGGAGUACCUGUGCAAGCAACUGCACGCCUCCAUGGCAGGCAUCGGAACCGAGGAGGCAACGCUCGUCGAGAUCCUGUGCACCAAAACCAACGAGGAGAUGGCCCAAAUCGUGGCCGUCUACGAGGAGCGCUACCAGCGCCCGCUGGCCGAGCAGAUGUGCAGCGAGACCUCCGGCUUCUUCCGCCGCCUGCUCACUCUGAUCGUGACCGGAGUCCGCGACGGACUGGACACGCCCGUCGACGCCGCCCAGGCCAAGGAGCAGGCCGCCCAGCUCUACUCCGCCGGCGAGGCCAAGCUGGGAACGGACGAGGAGGUCUUCAACCGGAUCAUGUCGCACGCUAGCUUCCCGCAGCUGCGACUCGUCUUCGAGGAGUACAAGGAGCUCUCCGGGCAAACCAUCGAGCAGGCCAUCAAGCACGAGAUGUCCGACGAGCUGCACGAGGCCAUGAUGGCCAUAGUUGAGUGCGUCCAGUCACCGGCGGCCUUCUUCGCCAAUCGCCUGUACAAGGCCAUGAAUGGUGCCGGCACCGAUGACGCCACGCUCAUCCGCAUCAUUGUCAGCCGCUCGGAGAUCGACCUGGAGACCAUUAAGCAGGAGUUCGAGCGGAUCUACAACCGUACGCUGCACAGCGCCGUGGAGGACGCGGAGACUUCUGGUGACUACAAGCGGGCCCUGACUGCUCUACUUGGAUCCGCUUAGAUGCGAGGAUGUGGCAGCUGGUCCGUCCCAUAUUGUAUUCGUGUUAAUAGCAUUACUCGUAGUGUGCCUUUUAGGAAAAUCGCUUUUAAUGUCGUCUGCGCAUGCGCACACUGUUGGCAAUAAAUAAACGCAUAUAGCAGCAGUUAUAAUCUA
Messenger RNA from Drosophila santomea, 1256 nucleotides. RefSeq names its product annexin B10 (gene AnxB10). The record is from RefSeq and is a predicted model, not a curated record. The transcript has 5 exons. Lineage: Eukaryota; Metazoa; Arthropoda; Insecta; Diptera; Drosophilidae. The coding region runs from base 138 to 1103 and encodes 321 amino acids. Gene Ontology annotation, cellular component: cytoplasm. Gene Ontology annotation, molecular function: calcium ion binding; calcium-dependent phospholipid binding.